ACCGUCAGACCAGACGACAACUCAAACGAUGGACGAGCAAAUAGCCAAAGCCUCCAUGGCAAAGAGAGCUCCGGAUAGCCAAGCCGACGACAAUCUAAUCCUAUACGAACUGGACAUUCUACUGACCCCUGAACAAGUACUAUCUCGGGAGGAAUUGCCCAAUACGGAAGAUGAAGAUAAUCCAGUGCCAGUUGAGUUAAAUACUAAUAUACAACCAUCGCGAAUUUGGCCAGAUAAAAGAAUUCCUUAUAAAAUAACCCCUGGCGUGUUUAAUACAAAAGAUAUACAAGAAAUCAUGAAAGCCAUAGACGAAUGGCAAAAGCACACCUGCAUUAAGAUAGAGCCGGCAGAUUCAUCUGAUGAAAAUUAUAUUAACUUCGACGACGGGCCUGGUUGUGCUUCUCAUGUUGGUAUGCUUGGGGGCCCUCAAAAAGUAACAUUAGCCGCGAACUGUAGGAAAAAACAGAUCAUUAUUCACGAAGUUGGCCACGCUAUCGGUUAUAAUCACGAACAAGGUCGGCCGGACAGAGAUGACUAUGUUGAAAUUAUGAUGGAAAAUAUUGACAAGCAACGGCUAUAUAAUUUUAAGAAAUUGUUCCCAGAGGCUUUCUUAAAUUACACUCCUUACGACUACCAAAGCAUCAUGCACUACGGUAACAGAUAUUUUUCCGCAAACGGUGAAAUCACACUGCGAACCAUUGACCCGGCUUAUCAAGAUAUCAUAGGAACGGCUAAAAAUUUGAGUUUUUACGACAUUAAAGACGCGAACAUUAGAUACGACUGCGCCGAUCAGUGUGAAAACAAACCCAUCUGCCCGGAGGAAGCGUUUGUGGGUAAAGACUGCACGUGCUGGUGCCCGGUUAAGGGAAAGAAAAUCUUGUCCACUUGCCCAAGUAUCACGACUAAACGGGCGAAAACCACGACACCAACAACAAAACGGAUGAAAACCACGACAACAACAAAACGGACAAAAAGCACACCAACGACACCAAAAAGGAAAAAAAUCACGACAACAGAGAUUGAACCGACAGCUUCGUGUGAACUUUGUUCAGAUGCAUCGUUUUGGAAGAUGAUGCAGGUUUAUUUUUAACAUUAAAAUGUAACAAAUGAUGGAAACUUAUUUGUCUACACUACUUGAGUUUUAUGUACAACUCUUGUAUAUUGCUUUUUCUAAAAUGAAAUU
This is a messenger RNA of Physella acuta, 1183 nucleotides long. Its product is annotated as blastula protease 10-like. Gene Ontology annotation, biological process: proteolysis. Gene Ontology annotation, molecular function: zinc ion binding; metalloendopeptidase activity. The record is from RefSeq and is a predicted model, not a curated record. NCBI's taxonomy places the organism in Eukaryota, Metazoa, Mollusca, Gastropoda, Physidae.